Messenger RNA from Plenodomus lingam JN3, 2667 nucleotides. RefSeq lists its product as uncharacterized. Gene Ontology annotation, molecular function: GTPase activator activity. Lineage: Eukaryota; Fungi; Ascomycota; Dothideomycetes; Pleosporales; Leptosphaeriaceae. Gene Ontology annotation, biological process: regulation of Ras protein signal transduction; mitotic spindle orientation checkpoint signaling. The record is from RefSeq and is a predicted model, not a curated record. Gene Ontology annotation, cellular component: mitotic spindle pole body; SIN/MEN two-component GAP complex.
AUGGCUGCCCACAACCGCAGCUUUGCGGCGCGCAUCGCCUCCAUGGGCUCCAUGACGUCCAACAACACGCGUAUGGAGUCUUGGGACGACGGCGACUUCGACGACCAGUCCGACGACUUCCUCUUCAAGAACACGGCACAGUCGCAAUCGUCGCGCAUGAGCUUGAGCGCGCGCUCCGAGGCCGAGUCCAACGACGACUGGCAGAUCCUCAUCACCCCAAACGACGAGUCCUCAACCACCCAGGCCAUCACCUCGGCCGCAAAGCAGGCGGGCAUCCCCAUCCCCACGAGCGUGCCCUCAUCCGCCCUCCUCGGCGGCUCCAUCAAGCGCCUGGGCAAGAAGAAGUCGAGCAAGAAGAUCGAUGUCGACGAGGACUGGGGCAACGACCUCGAGCUGCCCAGCAAUGUAGCGGGCGGCCUGAAGCUCAAGACGCCCGUCGAGCGUCCGCCCGCCGACGACAAUGAUGAAGACUUUGACUGGGGCGAGGGCAGUCUGGGCAUUCGCUUUGCUGGCACGCGUCGCGAGGCUCGCGGUGCACGCAGCUCGUCCGUGUCCGCCAUGAGCCCCAGCCUGGGCAGCUGCAUGACCCUGGAGAGCGAGGAGGACGAUCUUAACGGCAUUGUGAUCCCCUUUGAGCCCCUCGACUUCAAUGCGCGUCUCGAGAAGCUGAAGAAGUCACAGCUGUUGCAGCAGCAGCAGCAACUACCCACACUGGAGGACUCGCCUCUCCUCCAGCCACUUCAGCUGCAGCUCCAGACUCAGUACGCCCCUCCUCCGACCUCUGCCCCGACUUCAAUCCCAGUCGACGCUUGGCCCACCUCGCCGGUCGAGACGGUACCACCACAGACCUUUGACCGUCCUUCGGCAGCAUCACCCAAAUCCAAACCCAAGCCCAAGCCGGCCGCGGAGGAGGAUGAUUUCAUGGACGGUCUCGAUUUGGGUGAGGGCGAGGUGUUCGACGAUCGAAAGCUCACCCUCAACCGCAACGUCGUCGUCAAGAAGCCCAGCACGAAGCUCAAUGCCCCUUCUGCUGCCCGCCCGGCCAGCACACUUACCUUCACCGAUAGGCCAACGACCUCAAGAAUACCCAGGCCUCAGUCUGUAACCACACGUACCAGGCUCACACCCGUCUAUGAAAGUGGUGCCCCGACACAGGCUGCCAGUAGACCCAUGCCCACAACCACUAGCGCACAAUUACUGCGAUCGAAGCGAUCAGCCCCUGCCCUUCGCAACAACAACCUCACCCAAGGAGCUCCACGCAUGCCCUUCCUGCCUGGUGGAGGCAAUGCGACGAAUCAGUCGCAUCAUGUCAUAGCCCGUAGCUCCCAAGGUCAUCUUCGCCGCGACUCUGAUCCUCGUCGACCCCAGUCCCCCUCGAUGCGCUCGUACUCUCGUCUCUCUGGCCAUCAAGGCGAGACGCCCAGCCGCGCAGGCAUGAGACGUGAUCUGGCCCCUUCUGCUCUUGCCCGUCAUCCUCCGCCCAAGAAGUUGACCCAGCCCCAGCGCAAGCGCAACUUUGGAGAUGGUCAUGAGCUCGACGCCUUCGACGAUCUUCCCACGUCUGCCUCCAAGGAGAAGGCAUUCGAGAAGGUGCCUCGCAAUGUGGCUAGCAACAAGAGCCUGCGACAGCAGAACAGCAACUCGCGUCUGCCCAUGCCAGAUCGCAUGACGACGCCACAGCCAUAUACACCAAUGUCCCCACCCCGACCUGACCACACCCCACGAUUCGCUCGCGACACGGCAGCUAGUAGGAAUGCACGUGAACAGCGACUGAGCGAGCAGCGAGCAGCAGGCACCAGGUCGAGGGUGGAUGGUGGGGCUACUGCGAGACCCAUUAGUUGGCAAGCUCAUGUUGCUGCUCGCAGCCCACAUAGUAGUCCGACUGCGCAUCGCAAAAAAGGAUCCGGCCAGAAGCCACAACUGAUCCGGCAGAUGACACAGCCUUUCACGCAUACUGAGAAAGGCAUGGUCUAUAACCCGACGACACAACGUUGGGAAGGUAACGAUGAGGCUCUUAUUUCUUUCUCACACCCCAAUACUUCUACCACCACUCUUGCCUUGACGACCGCCAGCACUCCCACUUUUGCUCCCCCAGGCUAUCCCGUGAAUCGGUCCCACGACCGCUCACAGUCCAUUUCGCACAUUGCGCUGUCUUCCAUUCAUGCAGCACAAAAGAGCUUUUCUGCGAGAGUUGCCAAGAUGGCGCCACCACCGCCUCCCGCUCCCGCGCCUUCACCUCCUCGGCCUGCCCUUAUCUCUCAAAUCUCUGUACCACGCGGCGUGCAGUAUGAAGGCCGCAUGGUGUUUGAUCCUGUCAAGAUGACUUGGCUGAAAGCACCCCGACCGACCAACGAUCCACGCUCGCCGUCAGAAGUGGAUGAGGAUGAAGACCCUUUUGCGGGCCUGGACGACCUCAAAGACAAUGAAAGUGUCGCCGGGGGUCACGCUGCAGGGGGCACCGGUACCCCCAAUCCAGAGGAAGUGGGCGAGGAGUUCGACGUUGGUCCAGGUUUCAUUCGCAGACAGCGGGAAGAAGAGAACACCUGGAGACGACGGGUCGAUGGUUGGGUGGGCUUUGAGCGCGACACGGGCGAGCGAAAGGGUGGCUGGCGAUGGACGAUUCGCCACUUUGCGGCGGGCGCUUUGAUUGGCACUCCAGGCUACUAA